Amaranthus tricolor (Joseph's coat) is the source of this 312-nucleotide messenger RNA. RefSeq names its product histone H4-like. The transcript has a single exon. The coding region runs from base 1 to 312 and encodes 103 amino acids. Gene Ontology annotation, cellular component: nucleosome. NCBI's taxonomy places the organism in Eukaryota, Viridiplantae, Streptophyta, Magnoliopsida, Caryophyllales, Amaranthaceae. Gene Ontology annotation, molecular function: DNA binding; protein heterodimerization activity; structural constituent of chromatin. Gene Ontology annotation, biological process: nucleosome assembly. The record is from RefSeq and is a predicted model, not a curated record.
AUGUCAGGAAGAGGUAAAGGAGGAAAGGGAUUAGGCAAAGGAGGUGCAAAGAGGCACAGAAAAGUGUUAAGAGACAACAUUCAAGGUAUUACAAAACCUGCAAUUCGUCGUUUAGCAAGAAGAGGAGGUGUUAAGAGAAUUAGUGGUUUGAUUUAUGAAGAAACUCGUGGUGUUUUGAAGAUCUUUUUGGAGAAUGUUAUUCGUGAUGCUGUUACUUACACUGAACAUGCUAUAAGGAAAACUGUUACUGCUAUGGAUGUUGUUUAUGCUCUUAAGAGACAAGGUCGUACUCUUUACGGCUUGGGUGGUUAG